Messenger RNA from Trichoderma virens Gv29-8, 1896 nucleotides. RefSeq lists its product as uncharacterized. NCBI's taxonomy places the organism in Eukaryota, Fungi, Ascomycota, Sordariomycetes, Hypocreales, Hypocreaceae. The transcript has a single exon. The record is from RefSeq and is a predicted model, not a curated record. Bases 1 to 1896 code for a protein of 631 amino acids.
AUGUCAGCUCUCGUGGAUGGAGAUCCCAGAUUCAAUCCCCUUCAUGGGAACCCAUUCAAGACAAGAGAUGACGUUGCCAAUGCAGUUAUUUCUCUGUUUGAACCUUUGCUACCUGCCUUCUCAGAAGGGAAUGCUCGUGUUCAAAUCGAUGCAUCCACAUCUACAUGGGACCGGGCAGCAUGCGAUUUAGAGGGCUACGCCAGACCUUUGUUCGGAAUUGCGCCUCUGGUUGCUGGUGGAGGAAAAUUCGAUCAUUGGGAUAGAUACAGAGAGGGACUCAAGAAUGGCACAGAUCCACAACAUCCGGAGUAUUGGGGACCCGUACCGUCCAUGGACCAAAGGCACGUCGAGGCAGCUGCUCUCGCAUAUGCCAUCUUGCUCGCCCCCGAUCAGUAUUGGAAGCCACUUGACGAUGCAGUGAAGACCAAUGUUAGUAAAUGGCUUUUGCAGAGCCGGAGCGGAGAGCAUGGAUCGAAUAACCAUAAAUAUUUCCGAAUAAUGGUUGAUCUUGCCUUGGAGAGUGUCGGUGUCGAAGUUGACACCGCCGGAACGAAUGAGUACUUGGACGAUAUGGAAAGUCUCUACAUAUCAGAUGGAUGGUAUCGUGAUGGAGAAGACGAAGGUGAUACGCGUCGCAUUGAUUACUAUAAUCCCUUUGCGAUGCACUACUACGGGCUAUUUUAUGCCGUCCAUCGGUCUUCAGAUAAGGUACGUGGUGACCGGUUUAAAGAGAGAGCGCGAGAAUUCGCUCCCGUUUUCAUGCACUGGUUCUCAGACUCUGGUUCGAAUGUCCCCUACGGCCGGAGUUUGUCAUAUAGACAAUGCGUUGCCGCUUAUUGGGGGUAUUUGGCAGUGGCUGGUGUUGAGGCAUUACCUUGGGGCGUCAUCAAGGGCAUAUAUUUACGCAAUCUUCGAUGGUGGGCAGCGCAGCCCGUCUCACGACGUGACGGUAUCCUGACACUUGGCUACGCAUACCCAAAUCCAUUCAUGGCGGAGAGAUAUCUAUCGACCGGUUCGCCAUAUUGGGCCAUGAAAGCUUUCAGCCCAUUGAGUUUGUCGGCAGAUCAUCCAUUCUGGACAGCUGAAGAGCUUCCCAUGCCUCCGCGUCCCUCAAUAGCUACAUUUCAAGUGCCAGGCCUUGCGUUCAUGCAUACGCCUGGCCAUACGAUCAUGCUCAACUCUGGACCCGAUUCAAAUAAAGCUAUGCGCUUUGUACCCGAGAAAUAUCUCAAAUUUGCAUAUUCGACUCGGUACGGAUUCUCGGUGGAGAGCGACAGCCGGGGAUUUGAGGUCGGUGCCUUUGAUAGCAUGAUCGCACUGAGCGACGAUGGUAUACACUAUAGAGUUCGAGAACAUUGUGAAACGGCUAGAAUGGCUGGAAGCAAGAUUUAUUCGCUAUGGCGUCCGUGGUCUGACGUUGUAGUUGAAACUUGGCUCAUUCCAUAUCCGGACUGGCAUGUCCGCAUUCAUCGCAUUCAAUCUCCACGAAGGCUUACAACUAUUGAAGGUGGAUUUGCAGCACCAAGAGUCGAUUUCAACUCUGAUGAGACUCACGAAGACAACGGCCUUGCUUAUGUAUUAUCUACGACUGGCGACUUCAGUGGCAUACUGGAUGUCUCUUCAUUGGCCAAGCGGGUUGGAAGGGUCACCAAACCUCACGGCAAUACCAGUCUUAUGUUCCCACGCACACUUGUUCCCCAACUCAAAGGGACAGUUGAGGCAAAUGAGACCCAGAUUUUUGCUUGCGCAGUUCUUGCAGGCCCAGAUGGCAUGGCAGUCAAAGAGCGUUGGUUACAUCCACCACCAAUUCCGACUCUCAACGACCUCGAGCGAAUAUUCCAAACUGAGGGAGUAGAUAUUGAGAUUGUAAAGCAUUAUUCUCGUCAAGGGAAAUAA